This is a messenger RNA of Dryobates pubescens (Downy woodpecker), 3822 nucleotides long. It is a transcript of the gene SLC2A8, whose product is annotated as solute carrier family 2 member 8. The transcript has 10 exons. Gene Ontology annotation, cellular component: membrane. Bases 138 to 1586 code for a protein of 482 amino acids. The record is from RefSeq and is a predicted model, not a curated record. Gene Ontology annotation, molecular function: transmembrane transporter activity. Gene Ontology annotation, biological process: transmembrane transport. NCBI's taxonomy places the organism in Eukaryota, Metazoa, Chordata, Aves, Piciformes, Picidae.
GUCGGGAUCGGCGCCUCGGGGCGCUGCGGCAGGCGCUGCGGGUGGGGGUCCGCGGCGCUGCCCUCACAGCCCGGGCGGAGGCUCGUUGGCGGCUGCCCGUAGAGGAGCGGCGCCGAGGCGCUCCCCGCAGGCGGGGCAUGGCUGCAGAGGAGUCUCGCCCCUUGCUGGGUUACCCUGCGUCGGACUCCUACCCGAGAGUGCAGAACAAGAAGUUGUACCUGGCCACCUUCGCUGCUGUCUUGGGACCGCUUAGCUUUGGCUUCGUGCUGGGCUAUAGCUCACCUGUUAUUCCAGAGCUGAGGAAAAUCAACGAUCCUAAAUUAAGAUUGGACAGCAAUCAAGCCUCGUGGUUUGGGUCAGUGGUAACAUUAGGAGCUGCUGCUGGAGGAAUACUGGGAGGCUAUCUCGUGGAUAAAGUUGGGAGGAAGCUGAGCCUAAUGCUGUGCUCAAUACCUUAUGUUUUUGGGUAUCUGGUUAUUAUCUCUGCUCAGAAUGUUUGGAUGCUCUAUUUUGGACGAAUGCUGUCAGGCUUGGCCAGUGGCAUCACUUCACUUGUUGUUCCAGUGUAUAUAUCUGAAAUAUCUCAUCCUAAAGUCCGUGGUAUGCUUGGCUCUUGUGUUCAGCUGAUGGUGGUGACUGGCAUACUGGGAGCCUAUGUUGCAGGAAUAGCCCUGAGAUGGCAGUGGCUGGCAGUGUUGGGUUCUGUGCCACCCUGCAUGAUGCUGCUGCUGAUGUCCUUCAUGCCCGAGACGCCCAGGUUCCUGCUGAGCCGCAACGAGCGCUCCAAAGCCACGGCCGCUUUGCGCUUCCUGCGCGGACCACAGGCAGACCACGAGUGGGAAUGUGAGCAGAUUGAAGCUGGUGUUCAGGAAGAGGAACUGAAACUCUCUGAAUUUAAGAACCCUUCAAUCUACAGGCCACUUCUUAUUGGUGUGGCUCUGAUGUUCUUCCAGCAAGUAACAGGCAUUAAUGCAGUUAUGUUUUAUGCAGAAACUAUCUUUGAGGAUGCAGACUUCAAGGACAGCAGAAUGGCUUCUGUUGUUGUGGGGUCCAUACAAGUGUGUUUCACUGCUGUGGCUGCACUUAUCAUAGAUAAAACGGGACGAAAAGUGCUGCUUUACAUAUCUGGGAUAAUCAUGGCUCUCAGUACUGCAUUAUUUGGGCUUUACUUUAAAGUGGUCCUUCCAAAUCAAAACAACUCCUCAAAUCCUGAUGUGUGGUUCACUCUAAAUUCAGCAUCCCCAGGAACAGAAAGCAGCAUGUCCUGGCUUGCAGUGGUGAGCCUAGGGCUCUUCGUUGCUGGCUUUGCCCUUGGCUGGGGCCCUAUUCCAUGGCUGGUGAUAUCAGAGAUCUUCCCCCUUAAAGCUCGAGGCAUUUCGAGCGCUGCCUGUGUGCUGACCAACUGGAUCAUGGCCUUCUUGGUUACCAAAGAGUUUCAGGAUUUCCUAGCUUUCUUAACAUCGUAUGGAACAUUCUGGCUCUUCUCUGCCUUCUGCUGCCUCAAUGUAACUUUUACAGCCCUGUAUGUUCCUGAAACAAAAGGACAGACCCUGGAACAAAUUGAAGCCUACUUCAGAAGAUCCUAAAGCCUUUUUAUACUGAUGGGAAUCCUUCAUAUCAUGAAUUACGGUGCUGUGGUUGAAACUGACUGCAUCACUGGGUGGAGGUCUGUAAUUAAACUUGCUGCCAAAUAAUUUUAAUGAAUUUUGUAAAAUCUGAACUCUGGGUUGUUUUAAAGAUCUCUGUGGGGAAUCUGCACAUACUUCUGCAUGCUCCCUGUGGUAAAUCUCCCUUGUACAAGUCAUCUGGAGCAUAAUCUUUUUGAUUCCCGUGUUCUUUUUACCUGGUGCAGACUGACAAUAAUGGCCAAGGAAGAAUGUUCAAUGUAUCUUUUCUUCCAAGAUGUAAAUUAAGAUUUAAUUUUGUAUGUAAUUAAAUUUUCCUUGCUCUACUUUUCCCUUUGCCUCAUGGCAUGGUUACACUGAAGACAUGAAUGAUGGAGCCUGGCUAAUGUUCAUUUUAUCUUGGUCUUGCUGCUGCUAUUUCUGGAAUGCCUGACUGUGGAAUAAGGCUUGGUCCCAACUGGAGAUGAAUGAGUGGCUGUCAUGGGUGUGAGUGUCACACUGGCUAGGAAUGCAUUUAAAUCACAAGAAGGGGUGCAGGUCAUAGGAGAAUGUAUUUUAGCAAUGCUUUUCCAAAAGGAAUUACAAGGUCUCGGAGGCAGCAAGCAUAUACUCUUAGGCAGAAAAGGAGAAAAACUAUUUUGUAGUGUUAAGGGGUAAAAGAUCUUAGACUGGAGCAGAUAUGGAGUCCAAAAGAUGCCUGGAAACACAAACCAAUGCUGGAUUAUAGUUCUUAUCAAAGAUGGGCAAUGCUUCAGACACAAACACCAGCCUCACAGUUAUGAUACAGCACUUCAAUGAAUAACAUCUCUGAAACAACAUCUCUAGAGAACUCAAAUGGAAACAGUAAUCCAGAGCUGUUUGCAGUUCUGUACUACCUCUUUGUCUUUUAAUUUCUUGUCUGCUGAACCAAUUUGGAAAAGCCAUUAGCUCUGCAUGUGUAAAAGAAGUGAGGUCAAAUGUAUGGUUUAUUAGGUAUGAAGGAAUAAAUCAUCCAUUCCUCCUUCACAAAGGUGAUAAAUGGCACUUAGAAUAGUUCCAGCUGCAAUAGGACUGUUUCUAUUUGGAUGUCACAUCUAAAACACAAACCAUACAUACCAUCACAUGACAUUAAAAACAAUGUAAUACAUCAGCAGUUAAGACAAGUGGUAGAUAAAGAGUUGUUGAUCACAAACGUAGCAACAGUCUGAACAAUAUGCAGUUAUUAAAUUACAAAGCAGUCUGCUAACAUUCAAAGACUUGGUUAAACCUGACAGUCCAGGCUGAGAACACUUUCUGCAUAAACCUUUAGAGACAUAACAUUUUCCAUGUGACCAGAUAAAUACCUUAGAGCUAUAAAUAAAUACCCAGAAAAUAAUAAUCUCUUAAAUCUUCCUCUUCAAAUGACUUCCAGUAGCAAACAGGAGUCAGUCAGUUGCAAGUCAGCAACAGGGUGAAGCAGCUAGGCAGUAUACAGCUGGUGAAAUUGCUCAACUAAAAUGAGUGGAAAUACCUUCUAACCUGCAUGCAAUGCAGAUGUUUGCUGCAUACUGUCAUUUGAGCUGUCCUGUGGUGUUCAUACCAGGUUCUCAAGGAAUCAUUUGUUCCUCCACAAUAUCAGGCUAAGCCUAUCUGAGAAAGCACUGCCUGGACAGAACAGGCAAGCACUGUGCGUGUGAACCAUGACAGCAAACUCAGCAAUGACAUUUUUCAUACACAGAAAGCAGCAAACAUAAUUCUGAAAUACCUUGUUAUUGGAGGUGGGAUUUCCACAAGCCCCUGGUAAGAUCACAUUACUUUAAAUUCCUGCGUGUGACUUUUAAUCCCUUAAAACGUGUAGCAGAAAUGACAAAUACAUACACACAGCUAUGUGUACUCAUACAUACGUGUAUAUACUGAAAACCCAACCCCCAGGGAUGAGCUACCUCUCCUGCAGACUAAGCCAAUGGCUCUGAGCUGCUGCAGCUGCAAGCACAAGUUACAGACCCACACCUUUAGGGAAACAUGCAGGAAGUUGAACCCUUGGCUUGGUCAAGUCUCCACAGAACAGCAGAAAGUAAAUGGCAGCGACCUUGGACAUCUCAGUUUGUGUAAUAGUGUUACAGUUCAUGUGGGUGCCACCUGUACCCUGUCCUACUGAGAACUGUUUAAGUACUUCUUUAGUUGACUGACUUAGUCCUAAAAUAAAUAAAUAAAGUUAUUUUUUAAAUCUUAAUAUGGC